This is a messenger RNA of Penicillium odoratum, 1539 nucleotides long. RefSeq lists its product as uncharacterized. NCBI's taxonomy places the organism in Eukaryota, Fungi, Ascomycota, Eurotiomycetes, Eurotiales, Aspergillaceae. The coding region runs from base 1 to 1539 and encodes 512 amino acids. The transcript has a single exon. The record is from RefSeq and is a predicted model, not a curated record. Gene Ontology annotation, cellular component: extracellular region. Gene Ontology annotation, molecular function: IgE binding.
AUGCAUUGGAAAAAAUCUACCCUUUUCAUGGCCACCGGCAUCGACUGUGCCCUAGCAACCCGCCGACAUCUUCAUGGACACGGCCAUGGCCAUGCUCAUCUCAUGCUACACGCCGAGAAACUGGAGCCUCGAGACCUGGCUUGGGCUGACCAGAUCCCAGCCGACAUGCUCAUCGAAUUUCGCACCCUCACAACAACAAUAUAUGAGGAUUGCGCCCCAACAAAUACAGUUUAUAUCACCACCACCACGAUCGAAGACAUGUCCAAGCAAACUCACUUGCUUCCUAAGCCUAGCCUUGCUGUGAAGCAAUCUCUGUCUGAAAAGCCGGAAGCUACAACAACGGUACAUAUGACGAAGACCGUGAUGGAUAUUGUAGUAGAAACACCCCCAGCCAAGACGAUAGGCUCUGUUCCUGAAUACGGUGAUACCGACGGGCGUAUCGACAACGUGACCGCACCAUCCCCAGAGGUCGCGCUGGAGACAACGAGGACUGGAAUUCAUUCUACGACGACAGUUACUUCCUCAUUGUCUGGGUUUGGAAAUGCGACCGUCACAGUUGCCCUUAAUGUUACAGAGCCUUCUAGAGAAGCACCAGCAAGAGAGGCACCAGAAAGAGAGGCGCCAGCCAUCGAGGCCCCAGCGAGAGAAGCGCCAAUAAGGGGUACAGCUAGAAAAUCGCCCCCUAAAGGGCUAGAAGGAAAGGAAGCCACCAUCGAAGGACACCUCAUUCCCGAACCCACACCAAUAGAUCCAGCCCCGGGAAUCCUCCCAACACUACCCGGCCUCCCCCAGCUGCUCCCAGCAACAGCGAUUCCAAACAUAAACUCAAUCGGCCAAGCCCUCGACCUAAAUGGACACCCCCUACCAAAGAACAUCCGCUGGAGCUACCUCCCAAAAGACAGCGAGAUAUCCACCAAAGGAUUUGGAGGCCGCAGCACCCCAAAAGGCUCAGCCGUGAAAUAUUGCGGCAAUGUUGGUAUACCCUGGGGUAGCAACAUUAUCGCUGUUAGUCCCACGGAAGCGCAUCGCUACAAAUACGUCGCCCGGUUCACCGGAUCAAAUACAGAGCCGUGGACAGUGACGAUCUGGAACAAAGUCGGUCCAGACGGAAAGAUGGAUGGGUGGUACGGACAUUCUGCGUUGACUUUUGUACUUGCGCCUGGGGAGACGCGGUAUGUUGCUUUUGACGAGGACUCGGAGGGUGCCUGGGGUGCUGCGCCUGGCACAACAGGACUUCCGGUGGAUCAGUGGGGUGGAUAUACUUCUACCUGGGGAGAAUUCAGUUUUGGAGAUGGUGAGAAUAGUGGAUGGUCAGGUUGGGAUGUUUCGGCUAUCCAAGCACAGCUUGGUCAUGAUGAUGUUCAGGGAAUGCGGAUUUGUCAGGCUGAUGGAAAGGGUUGUUCAAUCAUCGAGCCUAAUGCUAGGAGGGUGGUUAAUGCAUAUACGCAGUCUGAACGGCAUUAUGAUGGGAUCGGAGGUGCUGCUGCUCCAGGGCCGGUACGGUUGGUUGUAAAUUUGGAUUAUCGGGGAGUGGUAUGA